CCCUCCCUGCGGACUUACCAAACAUGGGGUUUCAACACCCAAUGCCCAUUCUAUCGAGCGUUCUGCAAGUUGGAACCCUCGAGGGCAACUCUUAGCCUGUACGAACUGAUUGAGGAUGUUGUCAAAAAUAUAAAGAAACUGGUAACGAGGACUCGUCCCAAUACGAACAAUCGCUUCCCACCAAAGCGCCUCACACUGCAAACCGCGGGAACCAUUCACAAACACAAAGCAACCACUCGUUGAUCAUGUCCGCUUCCCUCCCGACACCGCCACCUCCUACUCACCCAGCCAGCCCGCCAUAUUCCUCCAGCAAGACUGCAGCGGUGGCUUCUUCUUCUGCUUCCGACUAUGCCGCCCCGAACGACGCGACCGCCAAACUUACCGAGGCGAUAGAUGAUUUCCUGGGCGAUCUGGAGAAGAAGUUUAAAGGCAUUAGCGACGAGAUCUUGACCAAGCUGGACGACAUGGCCGAGCGCUGCGAUCGUCUCGAACAAGAGAUUCUGCUCAGAGAUGCCAGUGCAAUGGAGAACACAGGCAAGGCGUCGACGGGCUCAAAUGCUGGGUCGUCAUGACAAUAACGGUCGAUGUCCCUCAGGAGUUGUUUCUACACAUAAUUUUGGAUUGAAUCCACCGUGCGAAAAAUAACGAAAUUGAUGCGAAAGGUUGGGGCCGAACUCAGGUCAUGAACGGUGGCCCUGAGAGUUCUACUUCUGACGAGGUCUACGGUGACAUAAUGUUGCUUCACGCCUCCCGGUGCAAUUGGUGCUGUGAAUGCUCUGCUUCCUGUUUGCGAACGUCGCAGUCUCACUCAAGGCGGAGACGAAGCACAUCAGAUCCCAGGUUCUUCCUCUCUCUCAAUAAGAGUUCCAUACUUGUACUCCUCGUUGUAGUAUGGCCUAGCUGCGAAGGGUUGAGUGACAAUUUGCACAGUGCAAGAGCCGGUACAACGAAAAUCUGAUAUAAAAAAGGA
This is a messenger RNA of Exophiala oligosperma, 970 nucleotides long. RefSeq lists its product as uncharacterized. The transcript has 2 exons. The record is from RefSeq and is a predicted model, not a curated record. Gene Ontology annotation, molecular function: transcription corepressor activity. Lineage: Eukaryota; Fungi; Ascomycota; Eurotiomycetes; Chaetothyriales; Herpotrichiellaceae. Bases 246 to 572 code for a protein of 108 amino acids.